CAUCAAUGUAUCAUUAAAGCACCAAAACUGGCACUUCAAUGGACAAUCAAAUCACCAGAGCUAGUCCGUCAAUGUAUCAUUAAAGCACCAAAACUGCUAGUCCAUCAAUGUAUCAUUAAAGCACCAAAACUGGCACUUCAAUGGACAAUCAAAUUACCAGAGCUAGUCCGUCAAUGUAUCAUUAAAGCACCAAAACUGGUACUCCAAUGGACAAUCAAAUUACCAGAGCUAGUCCGUCAAUGUAUCAUUAAAGCACCAAAACUGCUAGUCCGUCAAUGUAUCAUUAAAGCACCAAAACUGGUACUUCAAUGGACAAUCAAAUCACCAGAGCUAGUCCAUCAAUGUAUCAUUAAAGCACCAAAACUGGUAGUUCAAUGGACAAUCAAAUCACCAGAGCUAGUCCGUCAAUGUAUCAUUAAACACAAGAGCUAG
Molecule: messenger RNA, 432 nt
Organism: Lottia gigantea (owl limpet)
Lineage: Eukaryota; Metazoa; Mollusca; Gastropoda; Lottiidae
Exons: 3
Source: RefSeq, a predicted model, not a curated record